Mytilus trossulus (common blue mussel) is the source of this 1844-nucleotide messenger RNA. RefSeq lists its product as uncharacterized. The record is from RefSeq and is a predicted model, not a curated record. Lineage: Eukaryota; Metazoa; Mollusca; Bivalvia; Mytilida; Mytilidae. Bases 167 to 499 code for a protein of 110 amino acids. The transcript has 4 exons.
CCAACAUCAUUAAAAUAGCAGUGAGAAAUACAGAAAGAGCUGCUCAUAAAUUGUGCAGUGUUAAUUAGUUAAAAUAUAAAAAAAAAGGUGAAAGGAUUUUGCAUAAAAAAAAUUCCUACCCCUACAAUACAUGUAUAUAUAAACAAUCCUGAAAAGGGAAGAAACCAUGUCCAUAAGAAGUUGUAUGCAGGUAUGCUGCUCACCAAAUACUGUAUCUAAGUUUAUUAGAUUCUUUCCAAAGUUUGCUGCUUUGUUCCUUGUUUUACAUGUUAUCCUUCUCAUCCUAACCAGUUUGAAUAAAACACACAAAGAUAAGAAGGAAAAUGGAAAAGAAAACAUAAAUCUACCUAAGGAUUCAAUUGAUGCUAUGCAAAAAGAUGACAUACUAGCUUCCAAAAAUAUAUUAGGAGAUGAUGUGCUUCUUAAAAGAGAAAUAAAAGAUCCAAGAUUACGAAAGAAAAAGAAAAGAAUAAAGAGACAAGAAAAUGGUUUCCAGUAAUACGUACAUGUGAUAUUCUAAUUUUUGACGGGAGCUUUAAACUAUUUUAUUGUUUAAAAUAACAUCUUUAAAAAAACAUUGAAUUUUUUACUGCUAUUUUUCUUGUGAAAUCAAAAGCAUGUAUUAUGACAUAAAUUACUAUUGUUUGUUUAUUGAAAGUUUACAUUGCAGGAACCAAAUGAAAGUAGUCUUACACAAUCAAAUAUUUUACAAUGGCAUUAUUUAUAAGCAUUCAAGUUGAAGAAUGAUCUCAAAUGUUGAUUUUUUUUUUUGCUUAAGUACUUAUUGCAAAAGCUUUUGAUUAUACUGGUGUUGUUAAAUCAUUGUGUAUGUGUGAAUACUCUGUAUUUGUUAAUGUAUAGUUUUUAAUGCAAGAAUCAAAUUUUUAUUGCAAUUACUCCUUGAUACAACAUUUACCGGUGUAAAUCAUUUUGUUUUACUUAUAUUAGUGUUAAUAUUGUGUUAUCUUUAUGUUCAGUUGCCUUGUUAUACCUGAUUUUUAUUGUACAAUCAUUUAUACAUCUUUUGUUAUUCCGCAGAUUGUGAUUCAAAGGGUAAAAAUUAAACUAGUAGAACUUAACACAUGUUUAUGUUCCAAUAACCAAAAGUUUCUUAUUAGUUGUGUAUUACUGUCAUAUCAUAGUUUUGAUAUUUACUGUUAAAUUUAUUAUUGUCUGAACCAGGGGUAACUUAAAGUUUGACAUAUUUUAUGCACACUUGUCCAUUUUUUUCAGACUAUAUUUUGGUCUCAAGAAUCUUUAGUUGUUGUGUUUUGUGUUUCUGGAAAGUGGUUUUCUCAUUAUUAUAUACUCCACAUAGCCUUUUAUUUUCCUUGUCUCAUCCAGUUUAAGAUUUUAUGGCAAGCAUAUGUAAAUUAAGCAAUGUUAGCCAAUAAAUCAGUAAGUAUUUCAUAUAAAGCAAACCUCAUAUUCUGACAGUCUGCAUCUAACUGUUCUGUCAGAGUGCAAUGAUAAAUUUAUUCAAUGUGUGGAAAAAGAAUUGUUUUUAAAGAAUUGCUAAGUGUAAUACAUAGAGCUGCUAUUGGCCUAUUUGAUAAGCUAAUAAUAAGCUAUUUAUUCAAUGGUCAAUAAGACAGAAAAUAAAUAACAUUUUGAUGUGACAAAUGUAUUUUGUUUGUAUAAUUUACAUUUCUUUUGUAUUGUUUUUUUACUAAUCAGUAAAUCAAAUGCUAACAUAGAUUUAAUGUUUCGCCAGUUAUAUUUAAAUGGAUCAAUUAUUACAUUGUUUGUUCUCAAAUGUCUUUAAUAAGACAUUAGUUAAUAAAUGUUAAGUGAACAGAAAUAUGUGUUAGUUAUAAAAUUAGCAAUGAAGAUAGUGUAUCAGU